This is a messenger RNA of Aspergillus sclerotioniger CBS 115572, 2055 nucleotides long. RefSeq lists its product as uncharacterized. The transcript has 6 exons. The coding region runs from base 1 to 1992 and encodes 663 amino acids. NCBI's taxonomy places the organism in Eukaryota, Fungi, Ascomycota, Eurotiomycetes, Eurotiales, Aspergillaceae. The record is from RefSeq and is a predicted model, not a curated record.
AUGACGGAGGUGCUCGGAAAGGGAAACCCCCAUAUAUUUGUUCAACCACACGAUGAACCGGACGCAUUUUCGUUUCCGUCGCGCAGCAACAGAGGCAGUUCAGGGAUUCCAUCAGGCGCAAGUGCAGCCCAUUCAGAAGAGGAUACAGUAUUCAACAGCAGGUCUGAGGGGUGUGGCGACGUAGUCCAACCGUACGCCAUCGAAGAGCCAGAAGAUGAUCCGAUGGAGACCGCGGGGAAAUCGGCAGGCAAGCCGGUGAUACACCUAUAUCUGGGAAAUAGUUCGGACAUAUGGCAAGGAGAACUGGUGGAUUCAAUGGAGGGCCUCUAUUGCGACCCGGACUGUGCCAAUCACCAGUCGACCAUCAACCACAAAAGAGGCAAGAAAAGAAGGCCAUCAGCGACGGCGGCAGGGUCAUUCCGACUGUUUAGACAGUUGUCAUCUGGCACGACGCCCGAUAAUCAAUACGACUGGUCUAUCGAUGCCACCAAAAGGAGACGCAGGAAAGGCAGAUGCGCAAGGGAGCAAUUUACGGCGUUCCCAGGAACGUUCUGGCAACACGAAGCCAAUGAGACUGAAUCGUCCGAUAGCUUCAUUUCAAGAACGUCCACCCGUCAAGCUGCUCAAAAGGCGAAGGAAGCCAUUGCGGCCGCUCCCGACGUCAAGAGCCGGGGUGCUGCUGGCACGAAGCGCAAGGAAAGCACCGACAAAGGCCCUGCGCCGAAAAGAGGCAAGAAGACGGAAGACAAGGUGACGCCGAAGACUCAACCGCCGGCGACAGACGAACAGAAGGCCACAGAUGAAGGGGCGGAAGUGCCGGAGAAGAAUGACGUAAAGUCUCCAGAAGAACCCAAGAAGUCAGUCGAGGAGGAGCCCGAUAGGAAGACUGAGGAAAAACCUGCGGGAAAGCCGGAUGAGAAAUCCGAGCAGAAGGACGAAGAACAGAGCGGAGAAAAGCCGGACGAGACGGAGAAGCUAGAGGAGAAAUCUCAGCAGAGUGAAGUGAAGAACGAAGAAAAGCCGGAGAAGACAGAGGAAAUGCCAGAUAAGAAGCCAGAGGAGAAGCCAGAGGAGAACGCCGCUCCUGCUCCUACUGACGGAACCAAAGCUGGCGUGAAGACAUCCCAAGAGCGGGAAGAAAAGGUUGCAUCUAACGUGCUUGAAAAGGGAAUUAUAUACUUUUUUUACCGACCGCGAGUCAAUGUUUCAGACCCUCAUAGUAUUAACGAUGUUGCCCGGAGCUUUCUGGUACUGCGACCAAUGCCCAUUGGUGCCACACUGGAUCAACAACAGGGGUCCGUGGAGCCUGGAGCGAAGUGCCGGCUGAUGAUGCUGCCUAAGAAGAAGUUCCCGACCUCCGGUAAAGAGCGGGACAUGGGGUUCGUCGAGAAGACCGGCCAGUCCAUGAAAUCGCUGCAAGAAAACUUCAUUGCUGGUAAUACGUACGAAACGUCAACCCGCGGCGAGCAAAGCGUUCCCGAAGCCAGACCGUAUGCAGAGGGCGUCUACGCGAUCACAUCUACCAAAGGGUCAUCCCACUUGGCCUACGUCUUGACUAUUCCGGAAACGAUCGGAUCGAUCCAGGAAGACUUCGGUCUGCACUCUCGUGGCAGCUGGGUCAUUCAGUUGAAGAAUCCCAAACACCCUGGCCCGUCAUAUGCCCAUAUCAACAAGGAACCAGAGUAUCCUGAAAGUGUGCGUGAGAAGUUCGGUGAUUAUCGUUGGGUUCCAGUUCAGCCCGAAUUCAUCGAUUAUCCCAAUGCACAGUUCCUGAUGAUCGGAGCGGCCACCGACGACCUGGGCAAGGCCGCGACGGCAGAAGAUGGCGACAAGCAGGCCAACGAAGAGCAGCCCGACGAUGAACUGGAGAAGCUGGAGCAAAAAAAUGAGGAGCGGAUCGAAGGACUGCGAGGCAACGAUACGAUUUAUGAGGAUCUGGGAUUGGAUGCGAAGAAGUAUCCAAAAGUGCCGACGACCUGGAACAGCAAGUGAAGGGUUGAGUGUUGACAAGAUCAAAAAUGUAUGAUAUGAUAGAAUCAAAAAUAUUGUAGCCAG